Molecule: messenger RNA, 885 nt
Organism: Drosophila takahashii
Lineage: Eukaryota; Metazoa; Arthropoda; Insecta; Diptera; Drosophilidae
Product: chymotrypsin-2
Biological process (GO): proteolysis
Molecular function (GO): serine-type endopeptidase activity
Source: RefSeq, a predicted model, not a curated record
AUGAAAAUUGUUCUUCCCGCUUUACUGCCGUUGAAGACCCUAUUCCUGUUGCUAAUCCCGAUGUCCACUGCCCAUUGGGAAGAACAGGGGCAGGGUCUUCGACGGAACCUUUAUAUAACCGGUGAUUACCACCAGAAUGUGGUGUCCAUACGGACCCGCAAACAUAUUCGCAAUUGGGGUGACAAUCAUUUCUGCGCCGGUUCCAUUCUGUCCGCCCGUUGGGUGGUGACCUCCGGUUGUUGUGUGAGCACCCUGCCGGCAAGCACACCAAAUAAGUCCAGUACCCGCAAAAAUAUUAAGGUGGUUGUCUUCACCCGCAAGCGAUUGAAAAAGCCACUGCGUGAAAAUGUCUUUAAAGUAGAGAAGGUGGUAUUGGGCAAGGCAUCUGAUGGCGAGUGCUCCAAAUUAGCUCUGCUUAAGCUGGAAAAGGCCAUUACGGGUCAAAGGUUCGCCAUAAAGCUACCGAAAGAGGAGAUGAACAGCACUUGGCUCUGCAGAACACUCGGUUGGGGCAGGAUGUACUACAACGGACCCUACUCCAACGAGCUUCUCCAGCUGAGGACGCAGAAGAGUUCAGCGUUCAAUUGCAAGAAGGACUGCAAUAGCUGCCUUUGCAUGGGCAGUUUUACGGGCAAGGGCAAUAUGUGCCAACUGGACAGGGGAAGUCCACUCUUUUGCGGUCACAUUAUAUACGGCGUGGCGCGACAAUCACACACUUGCCAGGAUGAAUCCUUUAUGGUGUACACCAGUAUCUUUCAUCAACGCAAGUUCAUCGAGGACACGUUAAGUAGGGCACCUUCGCCUGAAGAGUCCCGACAAAUUUUGAUCCUCAUUGUAACCCUGAUGUUACCCUGGUCUUUAUUCAAUUCGUUCAUCAACAAUUAG